Loa loa (African eye worm) is the source of this 168-nucleotide messenger RNA. RefSeq lists its product as hypothetical. Lineage: Eukaryota; Metazoa; Nematoda; Chromadorea; Rhabditida; Onchocercidae. The record is from RefSeq and is a predicted model, not a curated record. Bases 1 to 168 code for a protein of 55 amino acids. The transcript is spliced from 2 exons.
AUGCAUUUGGCGCGAUGGAAAUUUCAAAUGGCGAUGGGAAAGGUCGAAGGUUACAAGUCGUUCUUGGUCAUGAGCGAAUUGAUCUCUGCUUCCAAGGAAAAAGACAGAUACAGAUGGAAAGAUACCUACGAGUGUACUUUAACACUGGACAUCAGCGUCUUCCGUUAA